AUGGUAAGGAUCUUUGUUGAUUGUGAAAUGAACGCAGAGUGCAUUGGAUGGUUAGAAGAUCUAAUAGAUGAAGAAGAUGGAUCGAAAGCAGUUGCAAGAAGCUUUAUAAUGGUAAUCCAGAAUGCAUUGGAAGCUAAAUUGAAAGAAAAGAUAGGUUAUCAUAGUUCUGAUGGUCAAUCGCUCUUGGAAAUUACCAAGAAAUUAAGAUCAUCGAUCGUACAAGAUUUGGAUCUUCUACGAGUGAACAACCAUGGGACGGACUUCCCAAAAGCAUUUCUUAAAGUAGUUUGGCACCAGCUAUUGGAAAAGCACAUGGUUCCUGGACCUAAGGACACUAUCAUAAGAUUGCCGAGUGUGACGCAAUUCGAGGAAGAGACAAUUCUAUCUUCUUACGUCAAAGAUGUUGAUUUAGAGAUAAUCGAGAAUAGUCCAGUAGGCGCUUUGCUAGAGCUGAAGGAUGGAAAGGGUUUAAAAGAUAUGAUAGACGGGAUUCUAUCGAAUAGGGAAAGUGAGCAAACAAAGUUUCUCAAAGAUUUAAAAUUAUCAGAGCAAUGCAGAAUGAAGAGCCUGUCGUAUGAAAUGAAUUUCUAUAUCAAUAUUGAAGAUAAACAGGGAAACCUUGAUUCAUGUAUAAGUCAAGAAUUUGAUAACAUUGGCUUAUCUGAUUCAGGCAAUAACAGUGAUAGUACAUUAUUCGAAACUGUACAUACUAGAUUGCCCCUUACGCUAAAACAUUUGAAAGAAGUGAAGGUAACAUUAUUACCUUCAGUUAAAUUUGACAAACAAUGGGAAAUGCUUCAUUAUGACUCCAAUUUAAAGGAAAAGAUGUACUCGCAUGGUAUUUCAUCGCUCAAGCUAAGCCACCUAUUAGAAAAAUGUAAAACGAAAAUCCGUAAGAAUAACUUAUUCUUGUUACAUGGACCGCCGGGAACUGGUAAGACUACAUUAUGCAAAUCAUUUUGCCAAAAACUUGCUUUACGGAAUUGUAAUUUGUUCGAUAGUGGCCAUUCUGGAAUCCUUGUGGAAGUGUCGUGUUCUCAAAUAUUUUCAAGGUGGUUCGGCGAGUCAACCAAAAAUUUGGAUGGUAUCUUUAACGAUAUAGAACGGCUAUUAAAGCAUGAACAAGCGUCCAAAAAAUUCGUUUGUUUACUAUUCGACGAGGUGGAAUCCUUAGCUAUUUCAAGGCAUCAAUUGUUGAAUACAAACGAGACGACAGAUUCUGUACGGGUUCUCAACUGCUUGAUGACGCAUUUAGAUAAUCUAAAAAAGUAUCCCAACUUCAUCUUAUUAUGCACGUCAAAUUUGAGAGAAAAUAUAGAUCCAGCGUUUUUAGAUAGGCUAGACGUCUCUUUUUAUGUGGGAUUCCCUUCUGUAACGGUGUGCCAGCAAAUCCUAACAAAUAUAACGCAAGAAAUGAUUAAUUCUGAAAUCAUAUUUCCGGAUGAGAACGAAUUUGAAAUGGAAACUAUCAUAAAGAAAUUGGCAGUUUUCUCCAAUGCUUGUAAGAUAAGUGGAAGAACCCUUUCAAAGGUACCUUUGAGCUGCCUAUCAGAAAACUUCACGGAUGUACCUAUUCCACUGACACAAUACCUUCUUGCACUAAAUGCCACUCUUAGAAAACAUCACCGUCAACUUAAUACGCCCACCGAGCAUUUCUCAUAA
This is a messenger RNA of Kluyveromyces lactis, 1662 nucleotides long. It is a transcript of the gene PCH2, whose product is annotated as Pch2p. The coding region runs from base 1 to 1662 and encodes 553 amino acids. The transcript is spliced from 2 exons. NCBI's taxonomy places the organism in Eukaryota, Fungi, Ascomycota, Saccharomycetes, Saccharomycetales, Saccharomycetaceae. Gene Ontology annotation, molecular function: ATP hydrolysis activity; ATP binding. The record is from RefSeq and is a predicted model, not a curated record. Gene Ontology annotation, biological process: meiotic recombination checkpoint signaling; reciprocal meiotic recombination. Gene Ontology annotation, cellular component: nucleus; chromosome.